AUGGAGGAAACUCUUGUUUUGCGUAUCUACCAAGACAUCGUUGGCAUUAUUGGGAUCCUUGGCAAUGUUUUAGUUUGCUUCGUCAUCUUCAAAGUACGAUCAAUGCAGACGCGUACAAACGCCUUCAUAUUUCAUCAGGCAGUCAUUGAUCUAUUGGGCUCCAUCUUGAUCGUCUUGAGAAGUGAAAUCCCAGUGCCUGAGAUAAUCCCAAGCGAUGGCCUAGGCUGGUUCCUCUGUCACGUCUGGCAUAUUAACUGCCUCCAGUUCUACAUUUUUCUGGAGUCGACGAGUAGCCUGUUGGUGUUAACCAUGGAGCGGUACUACGCCAUCGUUCACCCCUUCAAGUACCAGGCAGCGUUCGCUACUCGGCCCAAGCUCAAAGUCGGUGUGUGCAUGGCGGUGUCUUGGGUUCUGGCCUUUAUCCCGAUAGUAUACUGCCUCUUCAAUUUUGAGGCAAAGAACGGAAAGUGCGUUCCGGUUGCGAUUCGAGGUUCUACCAUUAUCGGAACUCUUGUGGUAGUCAUGCAAUACGUCAUCCCAGUUGCUGUGAUGCUCUUCGCUUACAUUCGCAUCAGUGUGGAGAUGAAACGGGGAGCAGCCCGUGUCGGCCCGGCACCAGCCCAGCAUCUUCCCGGUGGAGCAAACGCACCGGACAUGGCCGAGUCCCUCCUCCGUGCAAGACGCAACACCUUUAAGAUGCUUCUGAUCGUCUUCAUCACUUUCUCGAUCUGCUGGACACCCAACCAGAUUAUCUUUCUGUUGUUUAAUCUCGGUUUCGAUAUACCGCUCAGUGGCUGGUUUUAUUAUCUCUCUGUCGCAAUGGUUGCCUCAAACUCUUGCGUCAACCCGAUGAUUUACGCUUUCAAGUACCGUCAGUUUCGUAAUGGAUUACGUCAGAUAUUUUGCCGCCAACGAAAUCAAGCAAAUGAUAUGAGCACAAUAUCAACCGGUACCGGGUAA
This is a messenger RNA of Asterias rubens (European starfish), 960 nucleotides long. Its product is annotated as somatostatin receptor type 5-like. Gene Ontology annotation, biological process: G protein-coupled receptor signaling pathway. The record is from RefSeq and is a predicted model, not a curated record. Bases 1 to 960 code for a protein of 319 amino acids. Gene Ontology annotation, molecular function: G protein-coupled receptor activity. Gene Ontology annotation, cellular component: membrane. Lineage: Eukaryota; Metazoa; Echinodermata; Asteroidea; Forcipulatida; Asteriidae. The transcript has a single exon.